UCCACGAAUGCAGCUUCCUCGACGGGUCCAAAGAGGCAGAAACUGGACGCUGGCCGAGUAGCGGACGUGAUGAAACGAACACUGACCAGCGGAGAUCUCAGCGAUGUACGCUUCUUCGCGGGACGUGACUUUGGCAGCGCUCAGAACUUUUCCGCACACAGAUUCGUUUUAAGCAGUCGCAAUGACGUGUUCCGCACGAUGUUCUACGGAAGCCUGCCGGAAAACUGUGAUAAGCCCGUCGAUAUUCCUGAUGUCCACCCAGAUGCAUUCGCUAACAUGCUCAGUUUUGUGUAUGCGGACACCGUUGAUGGGUCCGUCUUGACAAUGUACUGUAUUCACCACCACGAACUGCGCCGAUAAAUACGAUUUGCCGCAGCUGACGCAGAUGUGCACUAACUUCGUGG
Paramacrobiotus metropolitanus is the source of this 404-nucleotide messenger RNA. Its product is annotated as BTB/POZ domain-containing protein 3-like. Bases 70 to 360 code for a protein of 96 amino acids. Gene Ontology annotation, cellular component: cytosol. Lineage: Eukaryota; Metazoa; Tardigrada; Eutardigrada; Parachela; Macrobiotidae. Gene Ontology annotation, biological process: neurogenesis. Gene Ontology annotation, molecular function: protein binding. The transcript is spliced from 3 exons. The record is from RefSeq and is a predicted model, not a curated record.